AUGGUGGUUUAUCGUAAUAUCCAAAAUACUCGUCGCCCAACGAAUACCUCUUUGACGUUGGUUAUUAAAGUCGGUACGUCGUCAAUCUGUGACGAGGUCACACAUUAUCCUUUGCUUGGAAAUUUAUCUCGUAUCGUGGAAACCAUUAUUCAACUCAAAAACUUGGGGCAUCGCGUCGUUCUCGUCACAAGUGCUGCUGUAGGUACUGGUUUAAGAAGAUUGAAUAUUACCGAAAAACCAAAGAAGCUUGCGUCCAUCCAGGCUAUCGCUGCUGUUGGCCAAGGCCGUUUAAUGAGCAUGUAUGAUGAUCUCUUUGCUCAAUUUGAUCAACCUGUCGCUCAAAUGCUACUUACACGAAAUGAUUUAGCUGAGCGUUCACAAUACCUCAAUGCUGUUAAUUGUUUGGAAGAGCUGCUUGAUAUGGGUGUUGUUCCUAUCGUGAACGAAAACGACUCCAUUUCUGUGAAAGAAAUCAAGUUUGGCGAUAAUGAUACCCUUUCUGCUAUUACUGCUGGCAUGGUAAAAGCCGAUUAUCUCUUCUUGAUGACGGAUGUCGAUUGUCUUUACACUGAUAACCCUAGAAGCAACCCAGAUGCCCGUCCUGUUCUCGUCUGCGAAGACAUUGACCGUUUAAAGGAAACUGUAAAAGUCAGUGCGCCCGGUUCCGCCCUUGGUACUGGAGGUAUGAUUACAAAAUUAGUAGCGGCUGAUCUCGCCACAGCAGCUGGUGUUACAACUAUCAUUGCACGUGGCUCUACGCCUGAAAAUAUCAUGCCUAUCAUCGAUCCCGAAAAAUACGCUGAUAAGAUGCCUCUUCAUACUCGUUUUGUCGCGAAACCUCAGCCUUUGAUGGAUCGUAAGUGGUGGAUUCUUCACGGUCUACAUACUGCCGGAACUGUCUAUGUCGAGAGUGAAAUGACAGAAGCUAUCCAUGACGGCCAGAUCGAUCAUGAUCUUUUUGCUCAGAAUAUCUCCAAGGUGGAAGGCAACUUUGUCGAACAUCAAGCGGUGCGUCUUGUCGUGCAACAUAAGAAUGCCAAGGGCUUGGUCGAUAAUGUUACUAUUGCUAAAGGCAUUGUCAACUACUCUUCAGCGGAAAUCAUGCGUAUCAUGUUGGCGCAAGAACAAGAUAUCGUAGACAAACUUGGUUAUAAAGAUGCCAAUUGUAUCAUUCACCGUGAUAAUAUGGCUAUUUCUAUAUAA
Molecule: messenger RNA, 1203 nt
Organism: Mycotypha africana
Lineage: Eukaryota; Fungi; Mucoromycota; Mucoromycetes; Mucorales; Mycotyphaceae
Product: glutamate 5-kinase
Exons: 3
Coding region: 1-1203 (400 amino acids)
Cellular component (GO): cytosol; cytoplasm
Molecular function (GO): RNA binding; glutamate 5-kinase activity; ATP binding
Source: RefSeq, a predicted model, not a curated record